AUGAGCGACAUCGGAGCUGAUGGUGUACACAACAUCUCCGUGACCAUAGCAACUGCACAGACGACAAAUGUAUCCUUAACCCUGACGGUCUACGACGGCACGGUCAGCAGCGCGGCUCCCGUCAAGACUGAAAUAUCACGUGACUACCCUUACAGCUGGACGGUGCCCGCAUCUCUUUUGAUGACCUCAUCUGGGGUACACAACAAGACAUUCCGGGUGUCUUCUGUCGCCCCACUAGAAGUGAUGCUGCUAUACACCUCCUCCUCCUCCCCAUCUCCUUCUCCCUCUUCCUCUUUCACCUCCAGCCUCGUCCUCAUCAGCCCUGUGACGUUUCUCAAACAGUAUUACGUCAUAGAUACGUCAACGGUUGCGUCUCCGGAACUUCUCUACGACCCCAUAACGUCUGGUCAAGAUCCUGACCUCUCAGAAUCUGUUUCGUUUCUGGCUGUCGUGGCCGUAGAAGCUGACGUCACGACAGUUGUAACGGUCAAAUUCCCCAAUCGCCACUUCGUGAUAGAGCCGAUUUUCUCCGACUUCAGUGUUGGAAGCCCCCGGAAGACGCAAAGCAGCUUAGAGCAGUACGAGGCCUUGUACCUGAGAGUGCGACAAGAUGUGAGUGGAACCAUGGUGGAAGCCACGCACAAAGUGGCUGUGUUCGCCGGAAAUAUUCGGCGUCAGGAGCCAACUUCCGGUGUGUCUAAGUACACAUUACGUCAGACGAUGCCUGCGGAUCACAUAGCUAUGACGUAUGUGACUCUGCCGUCUUACCAUGACCCGGGGAGUUCACAGGAUGAUGUCAGCAUAGAUGAUCUCCUGAGGAUUCUGUCUGUGGAAAGUGAUACCACAGUUCAGAUCACCAGCUACAUAUCAGGCAACAGUUCCUCCGUUGCCAUGACAACCACCACCAUCAACAUCCCCGUAGCGACGACAAUCCAAGACGCCUUGGUCUCCCGCUCAGCCAUCAACGUCAUCACCAGCGACAAACCAAUCGUGGUCAGCAACCUCGGACCCUAUGACGUCAUCAGACACCUCCCAAUAGCAAGCGAUACGGACACAUGCGUGACCUCCUUACUCCCUCUUCAUCUCUGGUCAACAGAGUACCGAAUCCAACUGCCCAAGAGGUCAGGAGUCACGACAUGGCAGGCGAUAGACUUUCUCAUCGUCUGCGAGAACCCAGCAGGAUAUAAUGCAGUAGCUGAUCAACACGACUGCGGCCUCACUUUGAACGGCGAGAGUUUGAAUACUUUGGACUCGGCUUUUUCCGUGAGCACUCGGGCGUCUCCGGAGUAUUCUUCCGUCGGUAUCCGGCUUGACCAACAGUCGGUUCCUACGCCCACCAUGAUGUUUGUGAUCUGUUCGAGCUCUCCUAUGUCCGCGGUUGUCCAGGCUACUGGUCAGUCUGUCAGAGUGUGUUGCCUGGCUGGGAUAGACUGGACGUCCGAACCUACCACUAGUGUGGAUAUCGCAACAAUCUUCGCCACAGACCUCUCCUCUCUCGCUCCGACCGGAUACGACCUCUUCACUGACCAGCUGACCACUUCGCCAACAACCCCCGUGACCACAGCAACAACAACCGAUGACGUCAUGUGUAGCUGUGUGGCCCAAGAACAUAACAUAACUCAGGAAGAAAUUGACCAGCUCCAGGACAACAUCAAGGGAGAACUGGAACUGCCUUCCAAGAGCACGUCGGCUUAUAGACGCACCCUCAUAUCAGCAGACGAUGACCAGCGGCCGUCCAGUGCCGCCAUGGGCUACCUGGGUCACAGCGCGGACACAGAAACAGGCAUAUCAGGUGUGACCAGUGGUAGCCUACUACUAUUUCCUGUUCCUGUGAGACAUCACCACAACCUCAUGACAGUGAUCCCCACGGUAGUGACCCUGGAAGUUGCGCAUGUGGUGAAACAGAUCCGGGAGGGUGGAAGCAUGUUCAAUAUUUCAAUCCAUCAAAAGCAAGUUAUUCUCUUGUCUGCUGAUGUUUCAGGUUUGACAGAUAUCCCUGCUUUUAGUGAUGUGCCAGAGGCAGAGGUCUAG
This is a messenger RNA of Aplysia californica (California sea hare), 2031 nucleotides long. Its product is annotated as cell wall protein RBR3-like. The record is from RefSeq and is a predicted model, not a curated record. The transcript has 7 exons. Bases 1 to 2031 code for a protein of 676 amino acids. Lineage: Eukaryota; Metazoa; Mollusca; Gastropoda; Aplysiida; Aplysiidae.